Messenger RNA from Caenorhabditis auriculariae, 8633 nucleotides. The record is from the annotation of a GenBank genome assembly. NCBI's taxonomy places the organism in Eukaryota, Metazoa, Nematoda, Chromadorea, Rhabditida, Rhabditidae.
AUGACAGCGACAUGUCAACACAUGUGUCCACCAUCCGAAGUCUCUUUUCGGAACGAAAAUCGGUUGAUUCAUCAACUGGAGGCGACAACUUCAACCGCCUCAGGAAAACGUUCGAAUUUCGUCGGUGACCCGGCGAAAAUGGUUAAGGAGUACACGAGAUCCGCAGCCGACACGAACCAUUCUAAAUCCUCGCUUCUUCGACCUUUUUCUGUUUUAAAACGGACCAUAGAGUAUCUGACCAAACUCUAUGAUGACUUGGAAUCGACGGAAACGUUCCCGAGCGCCUUCUCUUUCGUUUCGGAUCGUCUCCGAGCUGUUCGGCAGGACAUGGUCAUGCAGCGGAUGCCGGCCGGGGAGUCGGUCGAACUCCUCCAGCUCAUGAUUCCCUUCUACCUGACCUCGGACUACCGGUGCAAGACGAGCCGAUGUGUGACCUACGAGUGGAAGUUGCACGCGACGCAAAUCGAGGAGUGUUUGUGUAGGUUGGUUUUUAUUUAUUUAUUUUAAUUUGCAAUUGUUAAAAAGCACAGGAGCCUGAAGAAGGAAAACAUUGAUGAAAAAAAUUGUUUUUAUAUUGAAAUAAUUUUAUAAAAAAAUUCAUUAUUUUUUUACUUCGAAAGUUUCAUUCAUUUAUUCGAAGUUCCAGUACUCAGAGAGAGAAGAGGUAAUUUUUUUAUUCCAACUUCUGUCCUUUUUCAGAAACUUCAAUUCAAAUAAAAAAAUUAAUUAUGAGUUUUUUUUUAAAAUUCCAAAGACUCUGGAAAAGUUCUUUCUUUUUUUUUAGUUUGUAAAUAGUUUUUUUGAUGGGUUCUGCUCGUGAAAGUGAUUAGAUUUUUAGAAUGUAUUUAAUCGCGGAAAUGUUUAUAUAUAUAUAUAUAUCAUAUGUUCUCGUUUUCUGAAAACUGUGAGAAAAAAUUCUGUCUUUAUAUUCUUUUUUUCGCAAUGACUAUAUUAUGAAUUUCUAUGAUUUUUGAAUAUUAUUUUUUUUCUAGUAAAAGUAGAAACUAAAUUUUUUUUUUUCAAGUUUUCUGCCCUUUCAGAUGGGCAGAACAAGUUCGACAACUUCCUCGAGAAUCUCCCAUAAUCGACGAAAACGUCUUGAUGUGCUUCAUAUUGCGACAAGCUCAAAAAUCAACAGCCAUUCAGGAAUUGUACGACUGGAAAUAUUUUCUGUCCGAUUCUUCGUUUUCCCUCCUCAGAUCUUUAAUAUUUUCAGCACGAUCUUUGAAUUUUGUCGCCUUUUUCCGCUUAUUACCAUUGUUACCAGAGAACUUUGUCACUUAUUGUUGUGUAGAUACAGUUUUAGAAUUAAGAAAAGAGGCCUUGAAAGUCAUUUCGAUCGGUUUCAAGCACCCCACUGCAAAAUUGCCACUUUCCAUGUUAUCCCAAUGGCUGGGGCUUGAUCCAGAGCAAGUUUCUCAUUUUUUGUCCUUUUAUGGUUGUGAUUCUUCUUCGGGUUCUGUUCAGAUUACCACUAUCGGUGCUUGUGAUGAGGAAAAGGACGGGUUCACGUUCGUUGGGUCGAAAAUAUUGUGAUAAUUUUAACUGAUACUAAUAAGAAUUUCGGGUACAUCUUAUUAAUAACAGUUCAGAAGAGAUUAGAUAUCGAGGCAAAGCGCCUUUUAAAAACCUUUUAUGGUGAAUUUAGUAUAAUUAUAUAAUUAAUUCUUAAUUUAUAGUAUAACUAUAUAUAAUUUAUUUCAAUUUAUAGUAUAACUAUAAGUAAUAUUAAGUAUUCAAAUUUGUUUUUUUGUUGUUGCUCAAUUUGGAAAGAAUAAAUAUUGCACUUUAUAUUUUCCCUCUUUUUUCAAGUUGAGAGGUUUUUUGAACCCUUAGUGGAUAUAUUUCUUGAAAUCAGAAGAUAUUAACUGAAUUUUAAGAGGUUUAUCAGAAUAUGGACGACGUUUUGCUAAUCUCGGACCUUGUUUGGAUCCGAAAAGGCGUCGCCAAAGAAAAGCCGGACAAAGGUGAAGUUGGACGAGGCCGACCUCAAAAAGCUUAUUGAAGGUGGGAAUUUUUCUGAAGUAUUGGUUUCAAAGUGAAAUAUUCUAGGAGGAGACCAGGAAACGUCGGACCAAGAUAGUGAUGAUGAGAAACAAGAAGGAGACGAAGGCGAGGAAAAGGCCCGAAGGUGGGAAAAAUGCGCUUUAUUUGGAAUUUUUGACCAUUUUCAGGUUCAUGACAUUUUUUUAAAAGAGAAACUGAGUAAAUUUCAUCAAGAAAUGUUUUUUUUUGUAAAAUAUUCGUGAAAUCUACAGUUUGCAACUUUCUUGCUUUAAAACUGUAAAUAUCGAUGGAUAUUCUAUUAUAUUCAUGGAAAAAAACAAUUUUCGUAAUUAGGUGGGCUCAGGAUAAUGAAUAAGUUCAUCGAAAAAUGUUCUUGCAAAGUUUCAAAAAAAUAUCAACCGUUUUCUCAGUCCAAAAUAAUUUACCUUUCUAUUUGUAUUCACUACUGGUUUCACUUAUUUUCGAUUUCGAAGAAGCUUGGAAAAAAAUUUUUUUCUUUUUUGUUCACUUUUUGUUUGGCAAAAGUGAAGAAGAGAAUAUCCACUGAAGUAAUUGUUAAAAAAAUACGAUUUUUAUAAUACUAUUUUUGUUGAUAAAAUGCAUUUCUUUUCAGAAAAAGGGCCUUCGUGGUGCUGGAGCCGAAGUCGAAGACGAGAAAAUGGAAGAAGGCGGCGACACGGACGAACAGUAUCUGAAGGAAUACGACGAUGACCACAAGGAGGACAAUGAGAGAGGGUUGGAAACUUUAACUUCAAUACAGAUUGUCAUGAGAAUAACUUUUAUACAAACUUAUUUUUGGCAGCCGGUAGUGUUAUGGUAGUUUAGAAAGGUUUUCAUAGAAAUUUUUCCACUUUUGAGACGAAAAUCAGCUUGUUACAUCGAAAGAUGGAUCCUACACAAGUUGCAGAAAAAAGGAAAAGUUUCUUGAUUUCGGGACGGACAGCGGAUUUUUCAAUAAAUUCGUGUAUUUUCUCAAUAAAUUAUAGCGCGUUUAAAGGAAUUUCGCGAAAUUCAAAAUUAUCUCUGCUUCUCCAAAAUCUUCGCUGUCUUUUCGACUGGGAUUACGGUGGACGCGGCAUUAAAUUUAUCUUUUCAUUUGCAUUGUUUUGUGUGAAAUUCCUUGCAACAUGGCCAAAAUACUUCUUGAUGAACCAGAAAAGAUCCCAAAAGGAUAAACUCACACAAAUUCGAGGUUUUCGAGAGAACAAAGUCGAAAAAUCAAAGAAAUAAUUUUCGAGGUGUUUUUAUAUUUUUCGAGAAACAGGUUUUUCGUAGACUUCAAGCCUUGUUUUUUUUUUCUCGAAAAAUAGUAAGAUUUACAGGUUGAGACUUUCAGGAUAAUGAAUAAGUUCAUCGAAAAGUGUUCUUGCAAAGUUUCAAAAAAAUAUCAACCGUUUUCUCAGUCCUAUCAAUGAUCCGAAUAAGUGAAAAAAACUUGUUUUCAAUUUUUUUUUUUUGUCUAGAAAACUCAUUCUAAUCCACUUUACCGGCGAAUUCCAGAAGGAACUAGAAAGAACUUCUGUAAAAGGUCUCUAAAAAGCAUCAUGGGCGCCUUUUUAGAAGAAAAAAAGAAGGAGUCUCGAAAAAGAGGGGAAAAAAAGUAGAGAAAAGCUUUUUACACCGUUUUGGAAAUUCAAAAAAGAGCUCUAGACUCUCAUUUUGAGGCCCUUUCUGCACGGAUAAAGUCCAAAAGGUCUCAAAAAGAACUUUUGAGAAAAAGGCCUCAAACACACAUUUUUCUGAAAAGAACUUUUCAAGGAGAAAAAAAGAAUCAGGCGGAAAAAAGAGAGGAAAGAAGUACGAUUCAGAUAAAAUUUUGUCACUUCUUUAGGGACCCAGAAAGGAGCUUUGGCGCUUCUUUUUGAGGCCCUUUGAAAAUUGCCCGUUAUAAUUAUUUUGUCUGUGUUUCUCAUUUACUUUCGGCUUCUCAUUCAGAAUGCGCGGAAUCGCAAUGUACACUUCGAACCAACAGGAUCCGUACGUGACGGAGCACGUUGAUUCGGAUGAGGAAGAAGAAGCUGACGAAAUCCACGUCAGACCCGAUGAUAACAUGGUCGCCGUCGCCAAAAUUCAUAGGGUGAAAAAAUUAUUCUUUACACUCUCGACCAGAAAUUUAAGACUCUGAUUCAAAAAUUCUCGUGGUUUUUUUUUUCUCAGGUUUUUUUUUAUUGAAUGCAUCACGAAGAUAUUUGAAAUUAAAGAAAGAAAAUAAUAUUUACGCAAACCUCUAAUGCAAGUUUUGACCUUACUAUUAAUAAGAUCUUUUUUUUUUGCCCGCCAAAAGUCGAUAUUUGAAUUUGUGUGGCGGGAAGACUGUUGACGCACAGGCAGCUCUUAUAAUUUUUUUCAUCCUCGCUUGUUUUUCAGUCUUUUUGUUUGAAGGUUUGAAAAUUAUUUUCAGCUUCUGAUAACGUCAUUCUGAAAGUUUUUUUCCCCGAAUAAUGAUAAUUUCAUUCAUCUUCUGAAUAAAAGAAGGAUUCAGGAUGAGUACACGCUGGAGGUCUACGUCUACAACGAGAAGGACGGCGAUUGGUACUGCCAUCACGACCAUAUUCUCGACGCCCCGCCUCUAUGCCUAGAACACAUCGAGCACGACCCUGGAAAUGAUGAAACUGGAAAGGUUUGUCGCAAACGUCCUGGAAGCCGUUCGAAUAUAUUAGAUUUGAGAAAAUUUGAAUUUUGAAAAAUAAAUAAGAGCAAAAUUGUGGUAUUCUUCAAAGGUUUCGUGAAAAAUUCGUCUCGAAAUUUUUGUGUUAAUUUUAGAAAAUCAGGUUGAAAGUUAGCAAUGAAAUAUUAAGAAACGAAUUCGCUUUUCUCUAAGAAAAACGUGAUCAAUUUAGAGUUUAAGUUAAAAAAAAUUAGAUGAAAUAAGGAAAAAAAAAAUCAAUAGUUCUAAUCUACAGGGAAACCUCGUCGCAGUGGGAACGAUGAAGUCGGAAAUCCAUAUUUGGGACCUCGACAUUAUGAAUUCCGUCACUCCAGUGGUCACUUUGGGCAAAGGGGCCGCGAGUAAAUGUUCGUAGGGUUUGGUCAAAAAAAGGAACUAAGGAAAUUAAACCAAUUUUUUUCUGGAACUAGAAAAUAAAAAAAUUUUUAAAAAAGCACAUUAAAUUUAAGAAUUUUCUUGAAUAAUUUUUUUUAGAAUUUUUUUUGAAUAAUUAGAAUAGGUAUAAUACCCGAAAAACUCUGAAUUUGACAUGAAUUAUAUAAAUAUUUGUAAAGUUAUUUUGAAAGAAAGAAAAUUAUAGUCAAAAAAACUCAAAAUUUAAAGGAGAAAGAGAAAAAUUUCAGCAGUAAUGCCUUAAGUAAUGGGAAAAGUAUUUCAAAGAAUAUCAAUGACGUCAUUUAAGAAAUUCAACUGUAAGAAGCGUGGAUCCGAUAAUUCCUCUUUUUUUUUAGAGCUGCACACAAUUAUUUUAUCUUAUUUUUCGGCAGUUUUUUCAUUUUCAGCCAGCCGAAAGAAGCGCGAUUGCAGUGCACAGGGUCAUUCGGACGCCGUGAUUUCGUUGUCCUGGAAUCGGCUGACUUCUCAUGUUUUAGCUAGUGGAGGUGAUUUUUGAGUGAAAGAUUGGAAAAGUUCACAAAAUAAGGUCAUUCACGGCUAGCUGUAAAAAGGUCUUGACACGAUUUUUGAAAAAUAGACAGUGCCUGGUUGGUGGAGAGCGCAGACACACAAGCUAGCCGUGAAUACGGAUUUUUUGGACAGCUUUUUUUCAAAGCCAAAAACUUCUUUUGCUCCAUUUCGAAAAUCAAAUUCGAAGUUGGAAAGUUGAAAAUUUCGUAACUUCCUCUGAAAAUUAUUGAAUAUAGAAAAAAAUGCACGAGUCAGUAAAUUUUCCCGUCCAUUCUCUUCGUUACGAGACCUCUACGGACGAUUAUUCUGACAUUUGUGCUAAAUGGAAGAUUUUUCACCUUACAUGGGCCAUGCGACUUGUUGAAUGUACAGCCGUUGUGGUAGUUUAAUGGUGGGACAAUUGAUAAUUUAUUAAAAAGUUUUUUUGAGUCUUUAUAAAAAGAUUGAAUUUAGGAAGGAGUUUAGGAGCCGACCAACAAGUCGUUCUCUGGGAUUUGGACGAGGCAAAGGCGGCGCAGAUUUUCGGGGCCCGUGGUGGCGAGGUGAUCGGCUUUUUUAAGAAUCUAUUUUAGAAUUUCGAUACAAAAAGAGUUUCCAAAAAAAUCACUAGGUUUUUUUAAGAAAAUCAGGUUUCUAAAAUCUCUGACUUAACCCUUUCAAAAAUUCACCCCGAAAAAAAUUGCAAAAAUUUUUGAAAUCUAUGUGAAAAAAAGCUUACGAAGCAUUUUUCAUUAAAAAAAUAUUUUUUUCAAGGAUUUUUUUCCCACUCUGUAAAAUAAAUCAAAAAUAUUUGAUUUCAAAAAAAGUGUUAAAAAAAUAUUUCAAUCAUAAAUCGGUUUUUUUUAUCAGAAGAAAAUUAUUUACAGUGAAUUUCUUGACAACUUAUGAACUUUUUUUAAAUUAUUUUUUUCUCCUGUUCUAAUUAUACUCUGAUUUUUUUCACCUCAAAGUUUGAAAUUCAUGAGAAAAACGUUUGAAAAAAAUCAUUAAAAAUCAGUUUAUUUUUGGAAUAUUAGACAGUAACCAACCUUUUUCAAAGCAAAACCCAUUUUUGGUUCUUUUUUUCGUGACAGUAAAUUUUAUAACUUGAGGCUUAAGCUCUGAAAUUGAUAAAAAAAAAUGCACAAGUCAGUGAAUUUUCCGUCCAUUCUCUUCACUACGAGACAUCUACGGACGAUUAUUUUGACGUUUGUGCUAAAUUGAAGAUUUUUCACCUUACAUGGGCCAUGCGACUCGUUGAAUGUACAGCCGUUGUGGUAGUUUAAUGGUGGAACAAUUGAAAAACUUUCAAAAAAAAAAGCCUCAAAUCGAUGAGAAAAUAUUUAAAGAAGGUUUAAGGUCCAAUCAAUCAGUUGGCACCCGAAUGAGUCGACAUUCCUGCUUCUGGGAACGAUGAAAGGGCUUGUUCAGGUACAUUUUUUCAGCUCGGGAGAGACUUGGAAAGCAAAAUUAUGGCACAAGGGAUGGCUCGGAGCGUUGCGGUCGCAUCGCGGUUUAGAAAAAUCACGUUUUUUCUGUGUUCAAAAUUUGCUUAUAUUUGAAUAAUGGCAACGUUUUUAAGUGUCAGUUUAAAUCGACCGCAACGCGUUGAGAGCCAUUCUACGUGCGACCAUGAAACCUUUUUUUGUGACCGUAUGAAUAAAAAAAGAUUUUUUUGGGUUUUUUUCUCAAUCAUGAAAAGUUAUUUUUAAGGUUCUCGAUUGCCGAGAAACCAAUGGAACGCCGUCUGCCGAAUGGAAGUUUGGGGGACAGGUUGAAAAGGUAAUCAUUUUUAGGUGCUUGCUAAGGAAUUUUGGUUUGACUGUGUAUCAAAACUAAAUUGACUGCACAUCAACUUUUCGUUUUUAUUAACUCAAUUUUUCAAAAAGUUAUAGAAAUUUACAGGAGGAUUUUUGGAAAAUAAUCGUUUCCAGUUAAUUUCCAAGCUUUGAAAGGAAAUUCUCUUCAUUUCCUGCUGUUUGAUAUUUUAAAGAAAAAAAACCUGAAAUUUACAGGUCAUUUGGAACCAUUUCAACCCAUUUACGGCCUUCGUGACCACGGAUGAUGGUUAGUUUAAGGUGAAAAUUCCUUGAAAAUUCGUCUUUUCAGGCCAUUUGCGCUACCUGGACAUGAGGAAGCCAGGCGAGGCGAUUUUCGACGCGACGGCUCAUGAAGGCGCGAUUGGUGGAAUUUCGUUGUCUGCGAAGACGCGAGGACUUUUGGCGACUGCUGGCGAGGAUCAGGUAUGAAAAAAAAAAAUGAUUUCACUAUAGUGAUCACUUGCUCUAUAAGUCUAUAAUUAUACUUUAAAGAUGUUAUAAUUUUGAGAAGAAUGAAGGAAUAAUAUGAAAAAAACUGGAGUAAAGUAAAAAAAGCAAAGACUUUUUAGAGAAUUGUUAUAAUUUUUUUAUAAAAAAAUUUGUCUGACCUGUCUCCCCUCUCUUUUCCCUCACAGGCGUGGUCAGAGAAAUGGGAAAACAGCACGUCAUUAUGUGAGAGUUUAUGAGAAUAUAGAGCGAUAGAGCCGCAGAGAAGUUAGAGUUUUUUAGUUUGUGGCUUCAGGAAACACUUCUGAAUAUUCUUUCAAACAAUUGGUUUGUAAAGUGAGAGAGAGAUAUAGCUGUUUCAUGGCUAGCUUAGGACGUUCUUGCAUUAUCGUGUCAGGACCCGUUUUAAGAUGGUUCAAGUCAGCCGUGAAUGAACUGUACAAAAAGGGUAACAAUUUUUGAACCAAGAAGUGCUGAACCUUUCUUGAAAUGUUCGACCUUUAAAAGGAGUUAAUUGUAGUCGCCUUUAUCAAUACUCAUGUCGCUUUUUAUAUAUUUUCUCGCCACCCCAAGAAAAAAGGGCUUUUUCCAAUAGUCUUCGACUUGAGAUGCUGAACGUGUGGAAAGCCGACGAGACCUCGCUGACGAAAGUCCACUCGGAGAAGCUGAGCAUCGGUCCCCUGCACUGUCUUCAGUUCAACCCAGACGUCGCGACGGUCGUCUCCGUCGGCGGCAGCGCCAGCGACCUCAUCCGCGUCAUGGACCUCAGCAAAUACGAACCCGUUGUCUCGGCCUUCUCGCAGUGA